Messenger RNA from Betta splendens (Siamese fighting fish), 4127 nucleotides. It is a transcript of the gene grk5l, whose product is annotated as G protein-coupled receptor kinase 5 like. Gene Ontology annotation, biological process: protein phosphorylation; signal transduction; regulation of signal transduction. Gene Ontology annotation, molecular function: G protein-coupled receptor kinase activity; ATP binding. Bases 427 to 2181 code for a protein of 584 amino acids. The record is from RefSeq and is a predicted model, not a curated record. The transcript is spliced from 16 exons. NCBI's taxonomy places the organism in Eukaryota, Metazoa, Chordata, Actinopteri, Anabantiformes, Osphronemidae. Gene Ontology annotation, cellular component: cytoplasm.
CCCAUUUUGAUUACGCAGCAACAGCGCUGCUGUCCUCUCCGGUGCACUCGGCCAACCUCCGGUGUUAUAAUGUAAUGCUGGUAGUAUCCAGAGGUCCCACCGGAGGAAAAAAAAUCAGAUCAGCUUGCAUUUAUCGGUUCAUCUUUGUUCUUUUUGCGUCGGACAGACUCCGCACCCGCAUUACGCAUGGAACGGUUUGGGGAGACCGGAGUCGAAAUGCUGCGGCGCACUUCCAGCCCACAACAAGAACCAUGCCCAGCUUACAUUGCAAGCAAAUCUAUGACAUCCUGUUUUAUCCCUUAUGAGUUUGCUAUGACCAACGUUUGCUCGGAUACCGACGAGGAGUGAAGAAAACACACGGCGAAGGACGCGGCUCGCGCCGCAGACUCUAGUAGCGAAAACCCCUGCCUUUAGGAUUUUUUUUUGAUGGAGCUGGAGAACAUAGUAGCCAACACUGUACUCCUAAAAGCGAGAGAGGGUGGAGGAGGAAAGCGGAAGGGCAGAAGCAAAAAAUGGAAGGAGAUCCUUCGCUUCCCGCAUAUAAGCCAGUGCACUGAGCUGGGAAACAGCCUGGAGCGCGACUACUUCAGCAUCUGCGAGAAACAACCUAUCGGACGGCUCCUCUUCCGUCUUUACUGUGAGAUCAGACCCAAGCUGCAACGAUGCAUCCAGCUGCUGGACGCGAUGGAAGACUAUGAGGUGACACCCGAUGAAAAACGAAAAAGCAGAGGGGACCAGAUCAUAAAGACAUUUCUCACAAAACAAUCACCUCAGCGCGUAGACAUCGCAGAGGUCUUUGCCGACCAGUGCAGAGAGAACCUGGAGCUCAGUCCAUGUAAGGAGAUCUUUAGCAACUGCCGCAAGACCGUCCAUGACUACUUGAGUGGAGCCCCAUUCGCCGACUACCAGGACAGCAUGUACUUUGACCGGUUCCUGCAAUGGAAGAUGCUCGAGAGGCAACCGAUCACUAAAGACACGUUCAGACAGUACAGAGUGCUGGGGAAGGGGGGGUUCGGAGAGGUGUGUGCCUGCCAGGUCAGAGCAACGGGGAAGAUGUACGCCUGCAAGAAGCUGGAGAAAAAACGGAUAAAGAAGAGGAAAGGGGAGUCCAUGGCGCUCAACGAGAAGCAGAUCUUGGAGAAAGUCAACAGCAGAUUUGUUGUGAGCCUAGCGUACGCGUACGAGACCAAAGACGCUCUGUGUCUGGUGCUGACCAUCAUGAACGGCGGCGACCUGAAGUUCCACAUCUACAACAUGGGCACGCCGGGCUUCGAGAAGGACAGGGUCCAGUUCUACGCGGCCCAGAUCUGCUGUGGCCUUGAGCAUCUGCACAGAGAAUCUAUCGUCUACAGGGAUGUGAAACCGGAGAACAUCCUUCUAGAUGACAACGGACACAUCCGAAUUUCUGACCUGGGGUUGGCCAUCAAAGUGCCUGAAGGAGAGCUCAUUAGAGGCAGGGUGGGGACCGUCGGUUACAUGGCUCCGGAGGUGAUAAACAACGAGAAGUACGGCAUGAGUCCGGACUGGUGGGGCCUGGGCUGCCUCGUCUACGAGAUGACGGCCGGGCGGUCGCCCUUCCGCGCCCGCAAGGAGCGCGUGAAGCGCGAGGAGGUGGAGCGGCGGGUGCAGGAGGAGGAGGAGGAGUACAGCGACAAGUUCACAGAGGACACCAAGGCCAUCUGUAGAAUGCUGCUAACCAAAGACCCCAAGCAGAGGCUGGGGUGCCAGGCGGAGGGAGCAGCCGGCGUCAAGGCCCACUCCUUCUUCAAAAACAUCAAUUUUAAGAGGCUGGAGGCUGGAAUAGUGGAGCCUCCCUUUGUGCCCGAUCCCCGGGCGGUGUACUGUAAGGAUGUAUUGGACAUAGAGCAGUUCUCCACAGUCAAGGGAGUAAAUUUGGACCAAACUGAUAAUGACUUCUACUCCAAAUUUGCUACAGGCAGCGUUUCCAUCCCAUGGCAAAAUGAGAUGAUAGAAACCGAGUGUUUCAGAGAUUUGAAUGUGUUUGGGCCUCAAGGGACGAGACCUCCAGAUCUGGACUGGAAUCAGCCUCCAGAGCCGCCCAGACGCAGCCUGCUGGACAGGAUCUUCAGGAGGCAUCAACCAGAGGUGUCUAUUUCCCACAGCCGCGUGCAGUCUUCCAGUGUAAACUCUGUGGACUCCAUGUCCAACUCUGCCCCCUAGUGGCACAGUGACAGUGGGUGAGCCACACACACAAGGGGAAGGAGCUCCGAGGGGUUUCCCCGCUACUGAUUGGCCCAGAGUCUGGCCUGAGCAGCAGCUGGAGACAGCCUGUCUAAAAACCUAAAUGGUCAGCCCAUGGGGGAGGGGGUUGACUGAGCCCUGGGACCCCAUGGCAUUUGUAGUGGGAUGGUCCAUGUUGUCGCAGAGACCUUUGGAAACUUUGGACAAACUUUUACUUACCCUCAGGAUUGUUGGACUAUAGAACAGAGCCACUGACGUUAACGGGAGCAGAAAAAGAUAGAAAACAAGCUAAUAUUCAGGGGAUCCACUGUAUAAUAAAGACCACCGCAGGGAAGAGAUGACGGGGGUCUUGGUGAAUUUUCCAGAAAAGGAAUUUCUUUCUCUCUUAUUCACAGUUCUCUUCUUUCUGGCCUGAAUCCUGUACCAGUCUCUCCCAUUCUACUCGCCCCAUCUGAACUCAUCCUGCAACGUAUUCUUUGUCUGCAUUUCCACCUCCCGUACCUCAGAUCACUCCUUAAACAUUCAGAACACAUCACCUCAAGAACCUCAACACACAAUGUACAUUGCCUUGCGUACACUCAGGCCAAAGAUUACGGUUUAGUUUUGUGAUACUGUCGUCAUGUUGAUUUCUCGAUUUCCUUUUUGUUCGUUUGUCUGUUUCUCCGAUGUCGAUUAGAACCACGGGAGGAUCCGAACGUGUGAAUGGUUUUCUACUCUAAAUAUGAGCCUGCAGACAUAUCAUUGUAUAGCUUAAAGCACACGUACCUUACACACACAAUCAGAUAGACGCGCGCACACAGGUAGAGUUGUGAGAAUCUCGUUGUGUUUCUUAUUUCAUGAACAAAUGUAAGUACGGUCAGCUGUAUCACGUUUGCUUCCGCAUACCUCAUUUUACUGACGCUACCAUCGUAUACACACAGACGUCUCCCUCGGUUUACAGUGUCAUAUUAUAUUUGACAUUAUGUGGAGCUUGAAGACUAAUUAAUAUGCUGUACAGAAACACAAAUCUCUCUCUCUCGCUCUCUCUCUCUCUCGCUCUCUCGCUCUCGCUCGCUCUCUCUCUCCUUUUUGUUUUUUCUACAUUUUCUGACGUUCCCGUGGACUGGAGAGGAACACAUGAACUCAGCCUGACUUGCAAGUUGCACAGUUAAAAAACAAUGUCAUGCUGUUCUGUCACCAAAUGAAAAUGUUUUUACCUCUGAUCAUUCUGGCACAUGGUUGCGUCGAUGUUGUCGCACGCCACUUGUACAUCCAAAAACAAGCGUGUUCUUGUUCUCCAUUUAAAUUAUAAUGCUGCAUAACCAUUUCUGUCACAUGUACAGUUGUUCUUUUUAAUAUAUGUUGACCCUUUACACUUACUAUUAACAUCUUUAAAAUGCCUCACACACCUGAAAAGGGUCUUCCUCGUGUUCGGUGUCCAGCCAUAAUUAAAGACACAGGGUAUCCACAGCUAUGUGAAAAGUUCACUUUAGAUGAAUUUUCUUUUAUUGUCCAGUUCAUUUGUGUCUGAGCAGAGAGAGGACGGGACCACGUCAGAGAAUCCCACACAAAGAAGUGGCCUUCUCACGGCAGCACAGCCGGUUAGAGGGAGGAAGGGCUCAGCCUCUCGGUUUAUAAGCGUGCUGUUUCACCUGUUGGAAGUCAUGGAAGUAACUUCAAUUGGCCGUACUAAUCAUGAGCCUGUCUCCGUUCUCUCUGCGUAUUUGACCUGGAGCAGACUGAAGUGCCUCAUUGUUAACGAUCUCCCGAACGAUGCCCACACACACGUCAGCACUGUCCUGGUUUGUUUUAUUAGUGAACACACACUCAUAGUUGGGAGGAGUUUUCCUUCUUAAUUUAAUGUACAGCAAAGUGCUGAGUGCAUGUGAAAGCCAAACCCACUGUGUCCUGCAAGUCCCAAUAAACUCUGUGUUCUACUUUGACUA